Messenger RNA from Myzus persicae (green peach aphid), 543 nucleotides. RefSeq lists its product as uncharacterized. The coding region runs from base 1 to 543 and encodes 180 amino acids. NCBI's taxonomy places the organism in Eukaryota, Metazoa, Arthropoda, Insecta, Hemiptera, Aphididae. The transcript is spliced from 2 exons. Gene Ontology annotation, molecular function: protein dimerization activity. The record is from RefSeq and is a predicted model, not a curated record.
AUGAGUGGUGAAGAAGCAUCUGAUUCAACAUUUACUAUACAACAGGAACUUAAAUUGGAGUUCAACCAAGUUAUGGAUACUUUAAUUUUACAAAUAUCAUGGCGUUUUGAAGCAUUGUCGAACAUUGCUAACGAUUUUGAAUUUCUUUCUGGGUUCCAUCUUAAUACGUUGUCAAUUGAAGAUCUUAAAAAGCACGCUGCUGAUCUAGUUUUAAAAUAUAGUUCAGAUCUGAAUAGUGAAUUGCUAAAUGAAAUUGAAUACAUAUUAUUAAAUGGCAUAAAAACAUAUGAACUAAGCUCAGUGUAUCCAAAUUUAGUUAUCGCUUACAGACUUUUACUUACUUUUCCUGUAACAGUUGCAUCUGGGGAAAGAUCAUUCAGUAAACUCAAGCUAAUUAAAACAUAUCUCCGUUCAACCAUGACUCAAGAAAGAUUAUCGAUUCUUGCUAUACUGUCAAUAGAAAAUAAAAUGACGCAAACUAUCAAUUUUGAUGAUGUUAUUGAUAACUUCGCAUCGAUCAAAUCUCGAAAAAUAAGUUUAUGA